AUGGAGAAGAGACACAGAUGCAAGCUCUGUUUGAGAAGCUUUGGUAAUGGCAGAGCUUUAGGGGGCCACAUGAGAUCCCACAUGAUGAAGUUCUAUGCUUCGAAUAAGCGCGAACAAGUCAAACACGCUUUUGAUUCUGUUGAUUUUGAUGUUGUUCAUGAUUCCUAUUCUUCUUCAUCUGAUGAUGAUGAUGAAGAAGAAGAAAGCGCGCUUUUGGUGGAUCACGGGUUUGGUUCCGAAUCCGACCCGAUUUGCAGAAGAUCGAACCGGGUCAGGAAAUCGAGGGUUUCCGAUUUGGAGGACGGGUUUUUUCACGUGGAUAAGAAACUCAAGUUCGGCGGCUACUGCUCGCCGGAGGCGGAGUUGAGUUCUGUUUCCGACACCACGUCGGAGGAGCACCUUGCUCACUGUCUUAUAAUGCUGUCCAGAGACACGUGGCAGAAGGAGGAGGAAGAGGAAUAUUCCGGCGCGGCGGUGAAGGCAAAAGUUGGUAGGGGAAAGUACAGAUGCGAGGAGUGUAACAAGCUGUUCAGGUCUUAUCAAGCACUUGGUGGCCACCGGGCUAGCCACAAGAAGAUCAAACUCAACACCCCGCCGCCGCCGCCGCCGUCGCCGCCGCGGAAGGUUUCAGGCUCUCCGCCGGAGAAGAAGGUGCACGAGUGCCCGUUCUGCGAUAGGGUUUUCUCGUCGGGGCAAGCACUUGGUGGGCAUAAGAGAACGCAUUUCAUCGGCGGCGCCACCCCCGCCGCCGCCGCCGCAGCAGCUUCCAAACAGAGUCCGGUAAUCAGGGAAAAACUGAAGAUAGAUCUGAAUCUGCCUGCUCCGGUGGAUGAAGAGGAAGAUGACGUCAGCCAAAUUGCUGUUUCUGCAGUUUCCGAUGAAGAAUUCGUCCGCCCCAUUAUGCGAUAACGAUGAUGAAUUUGCUUCCUAUUUUUAAAAUGUUUUUUUUUUCUUUUUCUUUUUGCUUAUUACAUGGAUCUGAGUUUUUUUAUUACAGUUAAAACAGGUUUGUAAUUUCAUACUCAUUAUAAAUUUGAGUACUAUAAUUCAAUUUUCUAGGA
This is a messenger RNA of Erythranthe guttata (spotted monkey flower), 1061 nucleotides long. Its product is annotated as zinc finger protein ZAT9. NCBI's taxonomy places the organism in Eukaryota, Viridiplantae, Streptophyta, Magnoliopsida, Lamiales, Phrymaceae. The record is from RefSeq and is a predicted model, not a curated record. Gene Ontology annotation, biological process: regulation of DNA-templated transcription.